AUGCUCACUUGCGAAUGGAAACGUACUACGUGCAUUAAAAUCUCUUUGUCGGGGCGUCGGUUCGCUUCUCGCAAAAAUAACACAGAAAGGGCAUCUAAGAGUCUUUUAGCUUCUCGCAAAAGCAACAAAGAACGGACCUCCGAGAUUCUUUUAGCUUCUCGUAAAAACAACACAGAAAGUGUCCCUGCGAUUAUUUUAGCUUCUCGCAAAACAACACAGAAAGGGCCUCUAAGGCUUCUCGCAAAAACAACACAGAAAGGGCCUCUAAGGGUUUUUUUAGCUUCUCGCAAAAACAACAGAGAAAGAACCUCCGAGAUUAUUUUAGCUUCUCGCAAAAACAACACAGAAAGGACCCUCGAGAUGAUUUCAGCUUCUCGCAAAAAUAACACAGAAAGGGCCUCUAAGAGUCCUUUAGCUUCUCGCAAAAGCAACAAAGAAAGGACCUCCGAGAUUCUUUUAGCUUCUCGUAAAAACAACACAGAAAGGGCCUCUAAGGCUUCUCGCAAAAAUAACACAGAAAGGGCCUCUAAGAGUCCUUUAGCUUCUCGCAAAAGCAACAAAGAACGGACCUCCGAGAUUCUUUUAGCUUCUCGUAAAAACAACACAGAAAGUGUCCCUGCGAUUAUUUUAGCUUCUCGCAAAAACAACACAGAAAGGCUUCUCGCAAAAACAACACAGAAAGGGCCUCUAAGGGUUUUUUUAGCUUCUCGCAAAAACAACAGAGAAAGAACCUCCGAGAUUAUUUUAGCUUCUCGCAAAAACAACACAGAAAGGACCCUCGAGAUGAUUUCAGCUUCUCGCAAAAAUAACACAGAAAGGGCAUCUAAGAGUCCUUUAGCUUCUCGCAAAAGCAACAAAGAAAGGACCUCCGAGAUUCUUUUAGCUUCUCGUAAAAACAACACAGAAAGGGCCUCUAAGGCUUCUCGCAAAAACAACACAGAAAGGGCCUCUAAGGGUUUUUUUAGCUCCUCGUAUAAACAACACAGAAAGGGUCCCUGCGAUUAUUUUAGCUUCUCGCAAAAACAACACAGAAAGGGCCUCUAA
Molecule: messenger RNA, 1044 nt
Organism: Zophobas morio
Lineage: Eukaryota; Metazoa; Arthropoda; Insecta; Coleoptera; Tenebrionidae
Exons: 6
Coding region: 1-1044 (347 amino acids)
Source: RefSeq, a predicted model, not a curated record